Hemiscyllium ocellatum (epaulette shark) is the source of this 2117-nucleotide messenger RNA. RefSeq lists its product as uncharacterized. The record is from RefSeq and is a predicted model, not a curated record. The transcript has 4 exons. NCBI's taxonomy places the organism in Eukaryota, Metazoa, Chordata, Chondrichthyes, Orectolobiformes, Hemiscylliidae. The coding region runs from base 52 to 663 and encodes 203 amino acids.
AGUGCUGAGAGUCAGUCAGUGUGUUCAAGAUCGAUUUGAGCAGACACCAAGAUGCUGAGACUCUUCUUAACUGUGUCUGUCCUCUUCGGGUAUCUGGUUGCUGUGCAGAACCAGGUACAAGAAGUGGACGAGUUCUGUGAAAAAUUGGACUGUCUCGAACCACAGACUGCCAUCUUGGAGAAUGGUUACGAAGAAGCAAAAUUUAAGCCUAGCCCCUGGGUUGAAACAGAAAUAGACGGAUUGGAUAUCAAUAAUGCGGUGGAGGCUGGCCUCAAAAGAUUUUUUGAAUAUUCACAUUUCCACAAUGAUGCAGAAACAAUUGUUCCUCUCGAGGCCCCUUGGGGAAUCAUUGGAUACAUGAAAGAUGGCAAAAUACAAGAUAACUUCAAAGUAUUUGUUAUAUUAACUCCUCAAGUCACAAGUACACCUCAGCCAACAGAUCCAUUGGUUCAAAUCGGAGCAAAAAUUGAUGAUUGGUUCUAUAUCAGGGCUUUUGAUGAAAAAGAUGGUAGUAAUCUUAGCAGCCAAGAAUACGGAGAUCGCGUGCUUCAAUUGAAGAAGGACUUGGAAGCUGACAACAAAUCCUUUGAGAGCAGUUUCUUUUACCUCGGUUGGUUUAACAAACGUGGGCUAAUGGAAGUUGCCUUUCAAAAGAAAAGUUAAAAAUUUGCUAAACAUUUCAGACAUCAAACAGUGAGCUGUGCUUAAUACUAUUCUAUGUUUCUAAGCUUUUUUGAUCUCCCAUCUGGUACUCAUCGGAUUUCACUCUGUGCAUGGGCCAGUAUUUGCAGUACCGAACAGUUCCCCCAAUCUCCUCUCUUCAGAGCCCUAUGGUCCUCUUCAUAAACACUGCCCUUCACCAGCAGUGAGAAAGUUUUGUCUCCAACUCACAGUGCCUCAUUUUGGCAUGAGCUUACUUCAGUUCUGUUCACUUCAACGGUCAGGUUUUUUUUGCCUGUUCUGAUUCUGUUGGACAUUCAGUUUUCAGAUGUUUUUGGUCAAUUACUUUCUGAAGCUCCUUUCAAAGUGUCAACACAUAAUCCUGGGUAGGUAGUUCUUUAGUUCAUCGCUCUCACUAGGAACUGCAGUCCUGUCAUUUCCCAGUUAAAAUAAAUUGCAGAGGGCACAAAGGUAAGGAAGUGAUCGUAAAUAUUUAUGAAACAAUGGCUUGGCUUCAAAUGGAGGACUGGAUUCAUUUAUGAUACCUGGAUCUUAGGGCGAGUGGAAAGACUUUAGUGACUCCUCUGGUGAUUUGAUCUUAAAGUCUCACACAUACUUCAGAUUAAUUCCAAUUGUUCACAAGUAGUAGACUCUGUGCUGGGUAACAGGGAUUCAUCUAUCUACUAAUUUCCCUUUUCGAUAAAGUUGCUUUAAAUAAAUUGGGUACAAACUGAGGUCAAGAAGCUUCUGGUGAUAGGAUAAAUUACAAAAUGUUCUACCUUCACACAGCAAUGGAUUAUAUUUGCUAACUCCAGUCAUGCUCAUCAGAAUGUUUAAAGUUGAUGUCAGAGCAGUGUAUUGAAAAUGGGAGCUGUUGCAGAGCACAAAGUACUGAAAUAAUUACGUGUGAAAUCAUGACACUUUUCAGAUGUGAGAUUGGAGUUGGGUUCUCUACCUCUCUAUUAGUUGCAGAUUGAAAUAUUUACUUACAAGGGAAUGCUUAAAUUGUGACGAUGCACAGGAUUUUUUAGCACAGCUUUCAAAUUUCAAUCUAUGUGUGCCUUCGGUAAAGUGAAAAUACAAUUGGACAAAUAUAACUGUAUCAACCAUAGAUGGCGCCCAGUAUGAGGGCAACAUAUUCACUGGAGGCACCUGCCAAUGGGGCACUGAAUAUGUUUGUGACUCUAAUAUUAAUCACUUUAAAAUUGGUCCAAAUCAUUAUCCAGAGACUGGAGAUGAAAUGCAAUUCUGAUUUCCUCAAAGGUAUAUUUGCAUAUUGAACACAGACAAACUGAAUCUGUGAUUAUGAAAAGGUUUUAUUCCUGUUUAAAAUGACACAUUCACGGGUUUCUUUUAUGGAGUAAAUAAGCCUUUAUUUUCUAGCCUUUGCUUAUCUGAUGUUUUUCUAACUGCUGGGAAUGUAUACUCACUGUGAAAUAAAGGGUGAUGCAUUACAA